UUUGGCCUGUAGUUGACAUACAUGCAGUAUCCGCUCCAAACCAUCAGAUGUCAGCCUCGCUUCAUUGCGCUCUUUGAACUGGAGAGCGCUGAAUGAUCCGCGGAUGUUUUUAAUUAGACGGAGGUUACCUAGCAGUGUAAUUCAAUCCCGUUUACCUGUGACAUACACCAAGUUAGAAAUUACGCCAACCUAAAGACCUGAUCCGUUGAAUUUGAGUACUGUCGGGUAAUUUCCUUUGUCGAAACAAACGAUGUCAGACAGCUGCGGGCGGAAUCCUCCUCCUUUCCCUGAUAAUGAAGACCAGGAGGCUGAAUUAGACAACCGAGUCCCGGACAGCGAUGAUGAUGAUGAUGAAGGGGAGGACAUAUUCACCGGAGCCAGAAGUAAACCGAUAACACCCUCGUCUGCUGCUGAUGAAGACCCUGAGGUUGAUAUCUUCAGUGAGGAGGGCUCUUACAUCAGGAGAGAUGUUCAUCACACCACUAAUGGCCUUCACUCUGAUGAAGAGCUGGAUCUGUUCACUGAGGCCACUGUAGAACUGACACUCACCAACACCACUAGUCAAGGGAGGAGAGAGAUUAUUGGCCCGACUGCAUCGGCUUCCAACCCCACAUAUAUUCCUAAUUCCAUACACAAAUCUAGCAUUGUCACCAAGACCAUGGAGGAGUUGGAGGAGGAAGAGGGUGGAGAUCAGUUUGAGCUGAACAUUGCAGUCACCAACCCAGAGAAAAUGGGAGAUGGCAUGAACGCCUACAUGUCUUACAAAGUGUCGACUCAGACUACACUGCCCAUGUUUCAUAAUAAGACAUUCACUGUGCGUCGGCGGUUCAGUGAUUUUCUGGGUCUGUAUGAGAAGCUGUCAGCCAAACACUCCCUGCUGGGCUGCAUCAUCCCAUCUCCACCUCAGAAGAGUGUAGUGGGGAUGACUAAAGUGAAAGUAGGGAAGGAGGAUUCAUCAUCAGCAGAGUUUGUGGAGAAGAGACGAGCAGCACUGGAGAGGUAUCUGCAAAGGGUAGUGGCCCAUCCGUCUCUGCUGCAGGACCCUGAUGUCCGGGAGUUUUUAGAGAGAGACGAGUUGCCCAGGGCGGUGAAUACUCAGACUUUGAGUGGACCUGGCCUACUAAAGAUGAUAAACAGAGCAUCAGAUGCAGUGAAUAAGAUGACCAUUAAAAUAAAUGAAUCAAAUAAUUGGUUUGAGAGUAAGUUACAGGAGCUGGAGAGUGAGGAGCAGUUGUUGAGGAGACUCCACGCUGCUGUUGACUCAUUAGUAAACCACAGGAAAGAGUUGUGUAGUAAUACAGCAGUGUUCAGUAAGACUGUGGCAAUGCUGGGCAGUGUGGAGGAGAACUCUGCGCUGUCUCGUGCGCUGUCACAGCUGGCAGAGGUGGAGGACAAGAUGGAGCAGCUUCAUCAGCAGCAGGCCUUUAGUGAUUUCUUCAUCCUUGCAGAGCUGCUGGCCGACUACGUCAGACUGCUGGGGGCUGUGAGGGUUAGAGUACAACCACCAGCUUUUGGGCUUUGGUGCUGUUUCGAGCAGAGGAUGAAGGUCUGGCAGCGUCUGCAGGAAGCUCAGAGCACACUGCAGAAGAAACGAGAGGCAGAGGCCAAACUGCUCUGGGCAAACAAACCUGACAAGCUGCAGCAGGCUAAAGACGACAUCAAUGAGUGGGAGUCUAAAGUCAGUCAGUAUGAGAGAGAUUUUGAAAGAGUCACCUGUACAGUGCGCAAAGAAGUGCUGAGGUUUGAGAAAGACAAAACCAGAGAUUUCAAACAGCACAUAGUGAAAUACCUGGAGUCCCUGCUUCACAAACAGCAUCGGGUAAGUGUAAGUGUGUGUGUAUUGCAUAUAUCGAAUACGCUUUCGUUAAUUGUUAUUUAUAUUCAUCCAGCUGGUGAAGUGCUGGGAGGCCUUCCUGCCAGAGGCAAAAGCCAUCGCCUAAUCAGAGUGUUACCUCACACACUCCUAACCUUUGACCUUGACAACAGACAAUCAACAUUUCUCCCUUCCUCUUUCCUUUGCUCUCUCUGUUUGUCAAAUAACAUGUAAUUAAUACCUUUCGAUGAGGAUGAAUCUCUAGUUUGUGAUGGUAAUCCUGUGCAGUGACCCAUGUCACUGCUGACAAUUGAAAGUUGAGUGGAAAGGUUAAAGGUCAGAGCAGCUUGAAGCAGGUACAGCAGUGUGUGGGGGUGCAGCAAGAAUAUUUUUUAAUGUGUGCACGUGUGUGUGUGUUUAGUGUUAUCCUUAAGGUUUGUGAUGGUGCUUAGCCUGUGUAGUGUUUUAGUAGAGACUUUAAACUGCCUUUAAUAUUGUUGAGUCUCAUUCUCUCCUUGUCAUGGAUGUACACAGGGAUGAGAUGGAACAUUUUAAGUUCACUAUCCAUUCUAAAUAAUAAUAGAGACCAUUUUAGGGUACAAACGCUUGAGGUGUUUCUAUGGGCACUUCACCCAGCCUGAUAUUGCACCACAUAUUUCAAACAGUAGCAAAUGUAUGGUAUGAUGUGGAGAAUGAAUUACGAACUAUGAAGGGAAAAUAAUGUCUUUUGAAGCAAGUCCCACAGUAUGUGUUAAUAAUUUGUAUGUCAGUUGGUAAUCUUAAUUGAUAUUUUUAUGUUCUCCACCACAUGUUCUGAUCUGGACUGGUUCAGAUAAAGGUGGACACUUGUCAGUGAGUACAUUACAAAGAAAGUACAAGGUUUAAUGCCUUUGUACUGAGGAAGUACUGAUUUUGUCUUUAACAUUUAAAGCUCUGCUGGCAUAUUCAUGUUAUCACGCUACCUGUUGAAACCAGGAAUGUAACCACUUGUAGUUGACCGAUAAGGGUUUUUCAAUGGCUGAUACCAAUAUCUAGAGAGCAGGAUGACCAAUAUAAAUGCAGAUAUACCUAAUACAAUUAGAAAACACCAAAUCAGAUGUUCACAAAAUUUCUAAAACGAACACAUGCAAUAUUUACUCAAAUUUGCAUGAAAAGAAAACAGUUUUGACCAUCUGUUUAUAAAUCUACUGGUAGAUUUGGAAACUGGCACAAGGGAAAUUUAACACUGCUAUUAAUUGGCCAGGCAAGCACAGUUAUCGGCUGAUGCUGAUAAUCACAAAGUGAACAAAUAUCGGCAGAUAUACCAGCCUAUCACUAGUAACCACUAAUGCAUUGAAGGGAUGUCAUCCUCCCCUUAUUAAAAGUAGAGGUUGAUCAGUUGGGGUUUUUAAAAGACCAAUUUCCCCCCAAUUUUGAAUAUUUGUUAAAUUCUUGACAGAAAUGUGUCAUUUUCAAGUUUUUUUCUUGACAAUAAUACUCUCUGCUGUUAUGCAUAGUUAUGUAUUGUAACUAUUUUUUGAUGAUUUAAAAAAAGGUUAAUGACCUGGUAAAAGAUGUGCACUUGUUUAACAGUCCUGUCAAACAUUUUGCCUAUUUGGUAAAAAUAAAGUUUGUUUGCUUUCUUUA
Molecule: messenger RNA, 3439 nt
Organism: Myxocyprinus asiaticus (Chinese sucker)
Lineage: Eukaryota; Metazoa; Chordata; Actinopteri; Cypriniformes; Catostomidae
Product: sorting nexin-1-like
Exons: 14
Coding region: 251-2047 (598 amino acids)
Biological process (GO): intracellular protein transport; early endosome to Golgi transport
Cellular component (GO): endosome; endosome membrane
Molecular function (GO): phosphatidylinositol binding
Source: RefSeq, a predicted model, not a curated record